CACUAGCAAAUCCGAGGAGAGGGAAAAAGGUUAGAGGCGGGAGCGCUACGCUGAUCCCGGAACCUGAGUCCUCCGUUCGCCAAGCCACCACCGCGCCCUCCUCCCUUGAUUUCAUCGCUUUUUCGCCCAAUCAUUCAAUUAAUGUCUCCGUCGCGAUUCUAAAUCUAAUUCGCCGAGGCAGGAAUCCGAUACCGAUCUUCGUCUCUCUGAUUUCGUCUUGCUUUUGGCUUUGGUUUUGGUUUUUGGUUGACAUUGAGAGCUGAAGAUCUUUGAAGGCAAGGAAGAGGCGGUUUCUGGUUCUGCGUCUCUUGAUGUGAAGUUUGCUUACCUUCUGCUCCACACUUCUUUUUGUUGUUUGGAGCUGAAUCUAAGUUUUGUUUUGUUUUCCGUAGAGUCUUUGGGGAGAUUUUUUUUUUUUUUUUUGGGGGUUCGGAUACAUACUUGUUUGGGAGAUUUGGAUUUCUGGUGUUGACUUGAACUGAAUUAAACCAGUAGACAUGGUGACCGGGAAUAUAUUUCAUUGUAGAAAGAAUUCAUGGCCGCCUGAGGAGUAUAUCAGCAGAGCUACUUUGCAAUUGUUCGAUUUUGAUAGUGCUGCCCCACCGGAACAAGCUUGGAGAAGGAGAUUAAACAGCCAUGCUAAUAUUCUUAAAGAAUUUAGCGUCACAUUUAAGGAAGCAAUUAAAAUGGUUACAUUGGGUAUACGUCUGUGGUCUUAUGUCAGGAAAGAGGCAUCUCAUGGAAGGAAAGCACCUAUUGACCCUUUCACUCGAGAAAAAUGCAAGCCGUCCGCAUCUCAAGGGGUUCCUGUAGGAGGAAUGGGGAGUGGAAGUAUAUCCAGAGGUUUUAGAGGCGAGUUCAGGCAAUUUCAAAUUACUCCUGGCACAUGUGAUGCUUCACCUGUUAUGGCUAACCAGUUUUCUAUAUUUAUAACUCGUGAUGGUGGGAACAAGAAGUAUGCAUCUGUUCUGGCUCCAGGACAGCAUGAAGGGUUAGGGAAAGCUAAUGAUCAUGGUAUCUCAUCGUGGGGUUGGAAUCUGAGCGGCCAACAUUCCACAUACCAUGCUUUGUUUCCAAGGGCAUGGACAAUUUAUGAUGGUGAGCCAGACCCCGACUUGAAAGUGUCUUGUCGACAGAUAUCACCAUUCAUACCACAUAAUUAUAAGGAUAGUAGUCUUCCUGCAGCUGUUUUUGUAUACACGUUGGUGAAUACUGGGAAAGAAAGGGCAAAAGUCAGUCUUCUCUUUACAUGGGCGAAUUCCAUUGGAGGAAUUUCUCAUUUGUCAGGAGAUCAUGUGAAUGAACCAUUCAUAGGCGAAGAUGGGGUCUCUGGUGUACUUCUACAUCACAAGACAGCAAAAGGGAACCCUCCUGUUACUUUUGCAGUUGCUGCAUGUGAGACCCAGAAUGUAAGCGUGACUGUCCUUCCAUGUUUUGGACUGUCCGAAGGAAGUCACGUAACAGCGAAGGAAAUGUGGAGUUUGAUGAUGCUGGAUGGACAAUUUGAUCGUGCAAAUUUCAAUGCUGGUCGAAGCAUGCCUUCAUCUCCUGGGGAGGCAGUUUGUGCAGCGGUUUCAGCCUCUGCAUGGGUAGAACCUCAUGGAAAGUGUACUGUUGCCUUUUCUCUUGCUUGGUCUUCUCCAAAAAUAAAAUAUUUAAAGGGAAGCUCAUAUCAUAGGAGAUAUACUAAAUUCUAUGGCACCUCUGAAAGAGCAGCUCUUCACUUAGUUCAUGAUGCACUGACAAAUUACAAGCGAUGGGAAGAAGAGAUUGAGAAAUGGCAAAGUCCUAUCCUCAGGGAUGAAAGACUACCAGAAUGGUACAAGUUCACAUUGUUUAAUGAGCUCUACUUUUUAGUUGCAGGUGGAACAGUUUGGAUUGACUCUUCUUUACGAGAAGAAAACAUGAAAAAUGAUCAACAUCAACUAUCAACGGUAGAAAACAGAGAUGCUAAAGCAAAUGAAGCUGAAGUGAAUUGUUGGAGCAGUAAAGUUUCUGAACAUACUACCACUCGUGGCUGUAAUGGUUCUGCUGGUAUUGGAUAUAAAGGAAACACUAACCACUCUAUCCAACCCUUGAAGCUGCUUGAUGUGCAGGAUGAUAGUGAUGAUGUUGGUAGGUUUCUGUAUUUGGAAGGAGUAGAAUAUAUCAUGUGGUGCACAUAUGAUGUGCACUUCUAUGCAUCCUUUGCUCUUCUUAUGCUUUUUCCCAAGAUUGAACUCAAUAUUCAACGUGACUUUGCCAAAGCUGUCCUGUCUGAGGAUGGAAGAAAAGUAAAGUUUCUUGCAGAGGGUAAUGGGGGAAUUCGCAAGGUUAGAGGGGCUGUACCUCAUGAUCUGGGCACUCAUGAUCCUUGGAAUGAAAUGAAUGCAUAUAACAUACAUGACACGAGCAAAUGGAAGGAUCUGAAUCCAAAAUUUGUGCUUCAGGUCUACCGAGAUUUUGCUGCAACAGGGGAUAUGUCAUUUGGUGUUGAUGUCUGGCCUGCAGUUCGUACUGCAAUGGAGUACAUGGAACAAUUUGAUAGAGAUAAUGAUGACCUCAUAGAAAAUGAUGGGUUCCCAGAUCAAACAUAUGAUGCUUGGACUGUUCAUGGUGUAAGUGCUUACUGUGGCUGCUUAUGGCUUGCUGCACUCCAAGCUGCAGCAGCAAUGGCUGUUCAAGUAGGUGACAAAUUCUUUGCUGAACAGUGCAAAAUGAAAUUUUUGAGUGCAAAAACAGCAUUUGAAGCAAAACUAUGGAAUGGUUCUUAUUUCAAUUAUGAUAGUGGGUCAAGUAGUAAUAGCAAGUCUAUACAAGCAGAUCAACUUGCAGGGGAAUGGUACACGGCUUCUUCAGGUUUGCCUCCACUUUUUGAAGAUUUCAAAAUAAGAAGUGCUCUCCAGACGAUAUAUGAUUUCAAUGUCAUGAAAGUUAAAGGAGGCAGGAUGGGUGCUGUUAAUGGAAUGCACCCAAAUGGAAAGGUUGAUGAGACUUGCAUGCAGUCACGUGAAAUAUGGACAGGUGUCACUUAUGCAGUGGCAGCUAAUAUGAUCCUUGCUGGAAUGGAGGAACAGGCAUUCACUGCUGCUGAGGGUAUAUUCAUUGCAGGCUGGUCAGAGGAGGGAUACGGAUACUGGUUCCAGACUCCUGAGGCAUGGACAAUAGAUGGGCAUUUCCGAUCUCUUAUAUAUAUGAGGCCACUUGCAAUAUGGAGCAUGCAAUGGGCACUAUCAAUACCCAAGGCCAUUCUUGAGGCUCCUAAGAUCAAUAUGUUGGACAGACACCAUGUUUCACCCGCUAGUUCCAGAUUCUCUCUCAGCGACACUGGUGUUAGAAAGAUAGCAGACAAAGCAAAAUGCUUUGGGAAUUCCGUAUUAAGCUGCACAUGCUGACAUUACAUUACAUGUAAGUUCUUGUUCAUUAAGGUUUUUUCCUCUCGCUCUCAUGAACCCUUCCCUGAAGAACUAAAUGCCUGGAGGGUGUCGGGAAGUCUUUCUUCGUAGUCAGCUGAAUAAAAACUAUAUAUCUAAAUAGGUGACAAAUAUAGAAGUCCUUUUAUUUAAUCAUUAAAUGGCGUCUGUAACUAUUCUUUCAUCCGAAUUAGUUGACUAUCUUAUAGUCUUUUUUCAUGUUUCUUUCGUUUUGUUUCCGAUACAAGAAAUGGAAAUUUCCAUUAGGCACUCACAGCUGGAGAUCUCACAAGUCACAACCCCUGUAAUAUCGUUCAUUUUUCAUCUUAUGAGUAAUAGGACUUGGGAUCAUGGGGCUCUACCCUUCAACCUUAUGUGACUUUAUGCAGCAAUAUAUAUAUAUAUAUUGAAGAAAACAUUAUUUUAGGCCUCUUUGUAGAAAAUAUUACAUUAAGUCUGGUGGAUCGUUUUUCUCUU
Molecule: messenger RNA, 3869 nt
Organism: Rubroshorea leprosula
Lineage: Eukaryota; Viridiplantae; Streptophyta; Magnoliopsida; Malvales; Dipterocarpaceae
Source: the annotation of a GenBank genome assembly